Messenger RNA from Brienomyrus brachyistius, 1167 nucleotides. RefSeq names its product histone H2A-like. The record is from RefSeq and is a predicted model, not a curated record. Gene Ontology annotation, cellular component: nucleosome. Bases 36 to 422 code for a protein of 128 amino acids. Gene Ontology annotation, molecular function: structural constituent of chromatin; DNA binding; protein heterodimerization activity. NCBI's taxonomy places the organism in Eukaryota, Metazoa, Chordata, Actinopteri, Osteoglossiformes, Mormyridae. The transcript has a single exon.
GUGUUUUACGUGAAUUCUUGUUGUACAGAAAAGAGAUGAGUGGUAGGGGCAAAACCGGCGGCAAAGUUCGGGCUAAGGCCAAGACUCGGUCUUCCAGGGCUGGCUUGCAGUUUCCUGUUGGCCGUGUUCACAGGCUGCUCCGUAAAGGGAACUAUGCUGAGCGAGUUGGUGCUGGAGCUCCAGUCUAUUUGGCUGCUGUGCUCGAGUAUCUUACUGCUGAAAUCCUGGAGUUGGCUGGUAACGCUGCCCGCGACAACAAGAAGACGCGCAUCAUUCCUCGUCAUCUGCAGCUUGCCGUUCGUAACGACGAAGAGCUGAACAAACUGCUGGGCGGUGUGACUAUCGCUCAGGGCGGCGUGCUGCCCAACAUCCAGGCUGUACUGCUGCCCAAGAAGACCGAGAAGCCGGCUAAGACCAAAUAAACAUCGCAUUGCAUUAUCAAUCAAAAGGCUCUUUUAAGAGCCACCUACUUCUGUUCCAAAAGGGCUAAUUCUCAGGAUGCGAAGAUGAUGUAGUUCUGUGGCGAUCUGACAUUUCAAGUAACUAAUAUCUACGUUUAUUCUAUUAGGUUUGUAAUAUAUUGGUGAACAUUUGAGUUGCCUAUGCAGUAUUAUAGAUGUUUGUACGAGGUGUUUUUGUUUUGGUGUACUAGUGAUUUUGGGGGAAUCAAACGAGAUUCAGUUGUUGCAGCUCACAUGUAAAUGAUGAAUUGACUGCACCGGGAAGCAUCUGUGGGUGAUCACGUUUUAUGUAACUUUUUUUCCUAUAUUUUUUACAUGGUUUUGCUCCUGAAGUACAGUAUGGACAUACGCGUGGUUAAGGGGUUUAUUAGAAAUUAUAUGCUGCACUUGGUGUUGUCAUGCCCGGCUCGUCCGAUCGUCGUGUGCCACGCCCCCUGAUUUUCCACGUGUGAUUCCUCGAUCUUGCCCAGCUGUGUGAUUUAUUUUCACCCAGUCUUGUCUAUUUCAGUCUACGUUUUGCCCUGGUUGUUUGUCCGUCAUUGAUGUUAGUCGAUGUCUGAUGUCCCGUUUUUCCUCGAGCCUUCUUCCCUUCAAUAAAUCCCCGUAUUCAAACUCCUUGCCUGCUUCUUGCCCGUUCACGACAGGAGUUUUUCGUCAUGAAUGUAGCACAAUUGUGAUCCUCCAGCACAAAACCGUACUGAAGUCG